AUGUACGUAUACAGCACCAUACAGCAGCAGCAGCCACUGCCCUCUAGGCCCCACCACCAGCAGCAGCAGCAGCAGCAACACCACCACCACCACCACAACCACCACCACCAGCAGCAGCAGCAGCAGCAGCAGCAGCAGCAGCAGCAGCAGCAGCAGCAGCAGCAGCAGCAGCAGCAGCAGCAGCAGCAGCAGCAGCAGCAGCAGCAGCAGCAGCAGCAGCAGCACAGCCAGCGGUUGAAGGGUUCACUGGGACGUCAGCAGGAACAACAACAGCAGCAGCAGCAGCAGCAGGAGGAGGAACGAGAGGUACUGAAAACACCAACAACAGCAGCAGCAACAGCAGCAACAGCAACACAAACAACAAAGAAGAAGAGGAGAUAG
Molecule: messenger RNA, 381 nt
Organism: Eimeria mitis
Lineage: Eukaryota; Apicomplexa; Conoidasida; Eucoccidiorida; Eimeriidae
Exons: 3
Coding region: 1-381 (126 amino acids)
Source: RefSeq, a predicted model, not a curated record